CAUCCUUCCACUGACACACCAUGUAAUUUCUGAACGUUAGUGAUUUGGGGGUUUAUUUUGUGUUUGUGUGUGUUUGUGUGUGUGUCCCUCUGCUUGUCUUCGUUUUGACGAAUCUCCAACAACACUACGCGGAUCUCCAAAAGACAUUUCCAACUGCGCGUCUGUUCUUGAAGGCAAUAAGAAGGAGACGGAGGACAUUUUUUGUCUUUUCGCACCCCCCUCUCCCCUCCUGUGCUGUGCUCCGAUCCUAAAAUCUGUCCGAUGGUACCCGGCAGAGGGACUCCCAGCAUCUGAUCGCCCGACGCGGGAUGCAAGUCGUCCACCUCUCCAUCAACAGGACGAGACGUUUCAAGGAUAUCAGCGAGGGAAAAGCGGAGGAUUUGUUUAUCUUUGAAAGGGGGCUUUGAUUAAGAGUCGACAGGUGAAAAGGACGUUGCGCUCGGCUCUGCUUCGUUGGUGGGAUUUGCAAAAUUUCAUGCAUUUUUCCCCCCCCAAAACUCACCGAUUCGUGACUAGUUGGUUGCAAUUUGUCGUAUGAAAACCCGAGUUCAAACACAGACUUGCUCCAUGGCCACACUGCCGUAAUGCACAAAAUAAGAGCGCACUUUUCAUAGCCUCCGAAGAGGACGCACGGAAGGCGGGCGGCGGUGUAAAUAAAGCCCCGGUGUCAUGUGCUGGUGACCCAUCGGAGCAGCAGCUAAACAAACCAUAUGGCUUAACGGACGCGCACGAACAGCGGGUGAUUUCACGUGAAUAAGUCGCGAGCAGCCAGACUCUGUUCAAAAUCACUGCCUCCAGUUUUCUCUGAAGGGAUGUGUAGUUGUGAGGCUGCAGUUUGCACGACAGACAGAAAGCAAUAACACUGAUAUGAGGCAAUAACAAGAAAAAGAAAUUCUUCCAAAGCCAAAGAGAGGUGGAAACAAGCGAGAGGAUACUUCACACUGCUUCCAUUUGCCAUCUCACGCACACUGUGGCUGUGUCACGCUCCUUUUUUUUGCCCGGACCACAUCUGCAGCUGCUAAACGUGUCCUGCAUGCAACACUGUGUCAGACUUCUCUGCACAAUCACUCCAGAGCUCUCUCGCGCGCUGCGUCUUCCAUUUCCGGCACAGAUUCCACCAGACACCUCAACAUCGUCUCCUAUCAGAUCAGCCUAUAAGGUGUCAGUCUUCCAGUGCCAUUCACUGACCAGCCAGGGUGUCAGGACACUGGCAUUAUUUGGUGCACACAGUCUCACCGUGGAGAUAAACAGGCCUGAGGGUGUGCCACAGAGUAUAAAUAGUUGAACAAAGGGCCUUUUGGAGCGACAAGGGGCCGAAACCUGAAACUCUGAGUGAUUCCUCCCUCUUGUAAUCCAAUACGCUCACACGCUGAGAGGCUCUCGAGCAGCAAAGAGUGAUUUAGAUCCUGAGAGGGUGAGGAGACGAGGUCUGCGGGGCUCUCGCUUUCCACACUGCUGCCGCCAGGCUUUUCAGGUGCUUGAGAAGACCGGAUCAUCGAGAAGACCCACCCACCCCUCCUUCCAGCCUUUGUAUCAGCUGGAAAAAAAGAAGGAGAGGAAGAAGAAGAAGAAGAAGAAGAAGAAGAAGACACCCAGGGUGGACCACACCCAGAGUCCCAGCAGCCUCUUCUCACCUACCAGACUUUUUAUCACAGUCACAUCUUUGGCAUCUUAAUACCCAUCACCAAGCUGGAGUAGCUGCUGUAGAUCUGUCUUGUGUCUUCCAUUUUGAAGCGUGUGUGUGUCUGAGUGAGAGUGUGUGUAAGUGUGUGUGGUGUGUUUUGACGCCGUAGAGAGCCACCACCACCAGUCUCCUCUCUCCUGUCAGGAUGUCUGCAGCACCAGAGCUGCUGCUGCUGCUACCUCUGGCCCUCCUGGCGCUUCAAGCAUCUCUGUGCCACGGCGCUUGCGUGGAGUUGGACUCGGAAACAGAAGCCGUUGCCAACGAAGGCUUCAAACUGAGCUGCAUCUCCUGCAAGAUGAGGGGCGAGGUGCAGGCCGUGGCCACCGUCAACUGGUACUUCAAAGCCUCAGAUGAGACAGAGUUCUCUCAUUUAUACAGCUACGACGAUGGAACGCCCGAGAUCAUUGACCAACGUUUCUACGAGCGUCUCUUCUGGAACGGCAGCAAGAACACGAAGGACCUGCAGGACGGCUCCAUCUACAUCCUCAAUGUGACCUUCAAUGACACGGGAACCUACCAGUGCAUAUUCAGCCGCAUCCUCACGUAUGCCAACUACGAGUUUCAAACCAACACCAGCAAGACUAUCGUCAUGAAAGUGGUGCCACGACUCACCAGGGGACUGGCGUCCAUCUUGUCUGAGGUGAUGAUGUACGUGUCCAUCAUCGGGCUGCAGCUCUGGCUGGUGGUUGAGAUGAUUUACUGCUACAGGAAGAUCGCAGCAGCAGGAGAGGAAGCUCUGAGAGAGAGCGCGUCAAAGAAGAACUCAAGAGGGCUUCCUUGAGGAACCUCACAUCCACCCUCAUGAACUGCCCUCUCGCCGUCACUCACCUCCCGCCAUCUUCUCCAUGUGAUGGACAAAUGGAACCGCAGAGAUGAGGAAGAUCUUUGUGGAAACUUUUUUGUUUUGUUUUGUUUUAAAGUGACUUUUCUGCAAAAGGAUGGAAAACGACUGAACUUUGUCCCAUUCUGAGGGACAGGAGAGAUGCAUCGGGUGGACAGAGAGGGGGAGAGAUGUAUAUUGGUGUAUAAGUAUGCACAGAUAAUAUUUGAACACAUGUAGAUUAUAUUAUAGGCUUACGCUGUAUAUUCACUAUCUGCAUGCGCAAGAGUUUAACAACAAAACGACCGACAUCAUGCAUCUGAUGUCCUGUCACAUUUACGAGUUUUGAACCGGUUUUCUCAAACUCCAUUUCACACCAUGCGUUGGCAUCAGGGUUUGAUCAGUACAGAUUUUAUUUUAGCAUUGAUAUUCAUUUGGACCAGUUUUACUGCCACAAAAUGAUAAGUAUUUGACAUUUUCCUCCAGAAUAAAUGGAAAGGACAAAGAAAAAUAUAACUGCUGGUUCAUCAUAUCAGUGGUGGCCACACAGUCUGUCAAUAUCUAAACUUUAAGGACUUCUAUUUAACCAAUAUAUUUAUUAGCCUGAUAAAUAAACCGACAAACCACCUCCAAGGUCCAACCCUGACUGACAACACAUCCAAACAUUUUAUUUUCCUUCUGAAGAUAUUUUAAAUUUGUGAAAAGUCACAAGUGGACGGGAACGCGAUCGGCCGUCGCUCUCACGUCACCUGCUCACCAAUAGAAACGUUAUCGGUGUUAAAUGUGCUCAGCAUUUAGCUCGUCACUGCAGCGUGUUCGAUGACACUUUCAAGUAUUCUCAGAGUUUUGAUUUAUUAGCUCUGAAAUAAAAGGGACAUGCAGUCAGUAGACACUGUAAUUUAUAGCUUAAACUCAUAGAAGAAGAUUGUGCCAGUAAUGCUUUUAAUGUUUAAUGCCAGAAUGGGGAAACAGCUGAGAUGCUGUUGGUGGUUUCCUUGAUCCCAAGAGCCAAUAAUGAUAAAUCAGUCAAUCUUAAGCUAAAUUUCAAUGGAAAUUCCUUAAGGCGUGAUGACAGGCCUUUUCAGCGGCGUGUUUAAACUGACGUGUGUGACGCAGCAGGUUCACUGCUGACUUUAAUUUGCUCCUUGACAUUGAUUGCAAGUGUUAGUGCCGAGAAGAUUUCUCACCAGAUUAAGGUGGCGAGGAUUAAAAAUGGCACCCGGGUGUGACUCCCUAUGAGAAGAUGAUGCCCUCUUGAAUGCACCUGAUCAAUUUGUAUCACACCUUUAAAAAAAAACCCAAAAAAACGCACUGAUGUGUAGAUCCACACAAAUGUCUUAACGUCUUUGUAGAAACUAAAGGGCUUGGCAAACCGCUAUCAUCUAACUGCCGUGUGGGCAAAUGUACCACAAAACCUGUCCAGCGUGCCUCCCAGCGUGAAGCCAGUGGAAAACCAAAAGGAAAAAGGAAAGAGCUGAAGUCUUGUUGCAAAUCUUCAGUGUAGCAGCUUCUCUUUCCAGACAGCCAGUUGUUGACAAUGAACACUAGAUGGCAGCGAAACACUGCCGUUCUGCAUGUUUACUGUUAAAUCUUUUUGUACCAAAAGUUUGAUACAUUUUGAGAUACCGAGAAAGGGGGGCACACACAGACUAACAAAUUAACUGCAUGUUUACUGAUGGAAUAAUAACACACACUGUUUGACAAGAUGAAGAGAGAGAUGAAAUGUGAUGAUCUCCUGUGAAGGCCAUUCAGGCAGUCUUAAACGCUGCUGACUGAGGGGUUUACACUUCGGGUAUGUGUCUGUUUACAUCAUCAAAACGCCUUUUCCUGCACAGAUUGAACCGAACAGUGAAGUGAAAACCACACUGCUCCCCACACAACUGCUUUGUGUCCACGUGUUUUCUUUCAGCAGCGACUAAAAACUGUAGUUCAUGCGUAGGUGUGGAAACCUUGCUUGCCAAAAAGAAGAGAGAUGGAAAAAAAACAAGUGACUCACAGAAAGAAAUAAAAUUCUUGUGAGGAAA
Scatophagus argus is the source of this 4528-nucleotide messenger RNA. RefSeq names its product sodium channel, voltage-gated, type I, beta a (gene scn1ba). Gene Ontology annotation, molecular function: sodium channel regulator activity. Bases 1830 to 2465 code for a protein of 211 amino acids. Gene Ontology annotation, cellular component: voltage-gated sodium channel complex. Lineage: Eukaryota; Metazoa; Chordata; Actinopteri; Scatophagidae. The record is from RefSeq and is a predicted model, not a curated record. Gene Ontology annotation, biological process: regulation of heart rate by cardiac conduction; cardiac muscle cell action potential involved in contraction; sodium ion transport. The transcript has 5 exons.